AUGGAAAAAACAAUUGAGAAUAUUGAAUCAUCGAAGAGUAAUGUCUCAAAACAAAAUGACAACGGCUUAGAUAUGAAGACUUUAUUUGUUAGGUCUAUUCCUCAAGAUGUUACGGAUGAGCAGCUAGCCGAUUUCUUUUCCAACUUUGCUCCAAUUAAGCAUGCGGUUGUUGUUAAAGACACUAACAAAAGAUCUAGAGGUUUCGGGUUUGUUAGUUUUGCUGUAGAAGAUGACACAAAAGAAGCAUUAGCUAAGGCCAGAAAGACUAAAUUCAAUGGACAUACCUUAAGAGUAGACGUUGCAAAAAGAAGAGAUCGUACCAGUAAGUCACCAGAAGGGGCUGAAAAAAGCACACCAGAAUCAUUUGAGAAAAUAUCAGGUCAGAAGAAUGAAAAUGACAACGAUGCUGAUGAUGAAGACUCCCUACUAAAAGGUAAACCAAAAUUGAUUAUCAGAAACAUGCCAUGGAGCUGUCGUGACCCAACUAAACUAAAAAAGAUAUUCACUAGAUACGGCACUGUUGUGGAGGCAACUAUCCCAAGAAAGCGGGAUGGUAAAUUGUGUGGAUUUGCUUUCGUCACCAUGAAGAAAAUCAGCAAUUGUAGAAUUGCCUUGGAGAACACCAAAGAUUUAAAAAUUGAUGGUAGAAAAGUGGCAGUUGAUUUUGCUGUUCAAAAGAACAGAUGGGAGGAUUACAAAAAAGCUCAACCGGAAAUCAACGAAAAGAGCAAUAAUGGAUCUGAAAAUGAAGAAGAAGAGGAAGAAGAGGAAGAAAAGGAAGAAGAAGAAGAAGAAGAUGAAGAUAACAGAGUAGACGAGGAGUUCGAUGAUGAUUCUAAAACUGAAAAACCAACACGGAAGGUACAAAACAAAAAGGAAGAUUUUUCCGUUUUUGUUCGUAAUGUCCCUUAUGAUGCUACCGAAGAAUCUUUGGCUGCACACUUCAGUAAAUUUGGUAGCGUAAAGUACGCAUUACCUGUUAUCGACAAGUCUACGGGAUUGGCUAAAGGUACUGCCUUUGUAGCUUUCAAAGACCAAUAUACCUAUAAUGAGUGUAUCAAGAAUGCACCUGCUGCUGGGUCUACUUCUUUGUUGAUAGGCGAUGAUGUCAUGCCUGAGUACGUAUAUGAGGGUCGUGUUCUCUCCAUUACUCCAACGCUUGUAAGAGAGGAUGCCGGUAGAAUGGCGGAAAAGAACGCAGCUAAAAGAAAGCAAGCCCUCGGUAAAGCCCCAGACGAGAAAGACAGGCGUAAUUUAUAUUUAUUGAAUGAAGGUAGAGUUGUUGAAGGUUCAAAGAUGGCAGAUUUAUUAACUAAUACUGACAUGGAGAUCAGAGAAAAAUCUUACAAAUUAAGAGUGGAACAACUAAAAAAGAAUCCGUCUCUACAUUUAUCGAUGACUAGACUGGCCAUUAGAAAUCUUCCUAGAGCAAUGAAUGAUAAAGCUUUGAAGGCAUUGGCACGUAAAGCUGUCGUCCAAUUUGCUACGGAAGUAAAGAACAAGGAAAGACAUCCAUUGAGUAAGGAGGAAAUUAUCAGAUCCACUAAAGAAAAGUAUAAAUUUAUGAGCCCAGAUGAGAUUGAAACUCAAAAAAAGAAAGACAAAAAAAGCGGUAUUGUAAAACAAGCCAAGGUUAUUAUGGAAGUUAAAGGAUCGACAGCAGGGAGAAGUAGAGGGUAUGGUUUUGUAGAAUUUAGGGAUCACAAAAACGCUUUAAUGGGGUUGAGGUGGUUGAAUUGUCAUGCCGUCACCUCUGAUGAAAUUUUAGAGGGCCUAAAUGAUGAUGAAAAGAAACAAGAGGAUAACGACCUAGGUAAAGGGAGACGUUUAUGUGUCGAAUUUGCAAUCGAAAACUCUAAUGUCGUAAAGAGAAGAAGGGAACAAUUGAAACAGGCAAGAACCAAAAGAACAAGACCAGAUAACGAAGAUGGCGAUGACGUUCGUGAAUCCGGAAACAAGAAGCCAAAGAAGGAAGAAGAGGUAAUUCCAGCCAUCUCCGACGAUAAAAAAAUGGGCGAUGAUGUUAAGAGAAUAAUUGGGUUCAAACGUAAGAGAAAACAUGGCAAAAAAUAA
Messenger RNA from Saccharomyces mikatae IFO 1815, 2073 nucleotides. It is a transcript of the gene NOP4, whose product is annotated as mRNA-binding ribosome biosynthesis protein NOP4. The record is from RefSeq and is a predicted model, not a curated record. Gene Ontology annotation, molecular function: RNA binding. NCBI's taxonomy places the organism in Eukaryota, Fungi, Ascomycota, Saccharomycetes, Saccharomycetales, Saccharomycetaceae. The coding region runs from base 1 to 2073 and encodes 690 amino acids. The transcript has a single exon.